CAGAUUAGAAAAAUGUAUAAAAAUAACUGUCAAUAAUCCAGUUCGUAGAAAGAAAUAUGAUAGUUUACGGCAAUUAUUGUUAAAUAGAUUUAAUGAAUAAAAUAAUUAAUUCAAGAUUUUUUAUCAUAAUGGUUCUAAAGUCAAGGGACAAUCGCAGCCUUUCGUAGAGUAUUACAUUUAUUUUUUUACAAAAAUGGAAGAGACCGAAAAAUUACAGCGUGGCACGAAAUUCAAAACUUUGAAAGAAAAAAUAUCUCCAACCACACUAAAGGCUAUAAAAGAUAUGGGAUUUAAAUAUAUGACGGAUAUUCAGUCGGUAGUUUUACCUAAGGCUUUGGACGGAACUGAUUUAGUAGCUACUGCGAAAACUGGCUCGGGAAAAACUUUAGCGUUUUUGAUUCCUGUGAUUGAGGUUGUUCUUCAUUGUUUACUGGACCAAGAAAAACAAGGCACUUAUUGCAUUAUAAUAUCUCCCACAAGAGAAUUAGCUAUGCAGUCCUACACAGUAUUACAAGACCUUAUGGUUUAUCAUGGAACAAUCACAUCAGCUUUGGUCAUUGGUGGAGAGAGCAGAAAGAAACAGAGUGCAGUGCUUUCACAAGGAGUUCAUAUUGUGGUUGCUACUCCAGGAAGAUUAUUUGACCAUAUGCGAACAAAAGAGUUUAAUUACGAACUAGUUAAAUGCUUGGUAUUAGAUGAGGCUGACAAAAUAUUCCAAUAUGGUUUCGAAGAGGAUCUUAAACAAAUAAUUAAUAGAUUACCAAAGGGCAGGCAGACAAUGUUAUUUAGUGCAACACAUUCAGAGACAACUGAUGCCUUAGUCGAGACUGCAAUGAAAGAAGAUGUUCAAACAAUAAACACUGAUGAAGAUAAUUUAAAAGCUACUGUAGAUGGAUUAAAACAAGGAUAUGUAAUAUGCGAAACGGAAUAUAGAAUGUGGUGGUUACACAAAUUGUUGAAAAAAACAAAAAAUCAAAAAGUUAUGGUGUUCUUCUCUAGCUGUAAGUCUGCUGAAUUUCAUCACGAUUUUUUUGCAAACUGUUGUAAUUUGGCGGUUCUGUGCAUUCAUGGCAAAAUGAGUCAAGUUGAUAGAACCACAACAAUAUCAAACUUUUACAACGCAGAGAAGAUCACGCUUUUUACUACUGACUUGGCUGCUAGGGGAUUAGAUAUACCAGCCGUAGAUUGGAUAGUCCAGUUUGAUCCACCAUCGGAUACAAAUGAAUAUAUUCAUAGAGUUGGUCGUACUGCAAGAGGAAUGGGUGCAUCUGGUAAUGCUGUGUUAUUGCUAAGGCCAGAGGAAAAAGAAUUUAUCAGCCAUCUGCAAGAUGCAAAAGUUUUUUUAGACAAAUAUGAAUCUUGGGAUAAUUAUUAUAAUUUACAACCUAAGUUAGACGCAGCGUUGGUUAAUGAAAAAUUCCACCAAUUAGCAGUUGAAGCCUUCGAAGGGUACAUUCGAGCACUAGAAGUAAAGAAAUACAAACAUAUUUUCAAUGUAUUGACUAUAGACAUGAAUGCUGUUGCGAAAUCUUUUGGAUUAAAAGAGAAACCACCAGACAUAGAUAUUCGUGUUGGAUUCAGUAAAAAACACAGACCACGAAAAAGGAUGGCAGCUUUACUUGCUGCAAAAAGUACAGCUGCACCCAAAUGCAUUAAGAGAUAACUUUCAAUAUAUGUAAAUGUAUAUAUAAUAAAUUAUUAAAAUUAAUUACUGAUUUUCAUAUAAAUUAUCAGUUCCUGCAUAUAUAGUAGAUACUUAAGAUAAAACAAAUCCAUUGUCUGACUA
This is a messenger RNA of Achroia grisella, 1786 nucleotides long. RefSeq names its product probable ATP-dependent RNA helicase pitchoune. Gene Ontology annotation, cellular component: nucleolus. Gene Ontology annotation, biological process: maturation of LSU-rRNA from tricistronic rRNA transcript (SSU-rRNA, 5.8S rRNA, LSU-rRNA). The record is from RefSeq and is a predicted model, not a curated record. Gene Ontology annotation, molecular function: ATP binding; nucleic acid binding. Bases 194 to 1663 code for a protein of 489 amino acids. The transcript has 9 exons. NCBI's taxonomy places the organism in Eukaryota, Metazoa, Arthropoda, Insecta, Lepidoptera, Pyralidae.